Westerdykella ornata is the source of this 1569-nucleotide messenger RNA. Its product is annotated as cytochrome P450. The transcript has 4 exons. Lineage: Eukaryota; Fungi; Ascomycota; Dothideomycetes; Pleosporales; Sporormiaceae. Gene Ontology annotation, molecular function: oxidoreductase activity, acting on paired donors, with incorporation or reduction of molecular oxygen; iron ion binding; monooxygenase activity. The record is from RefSeq and is a predicted model, not a curated record. Bases 1 to 1569 code for a protein of 522 amino acids.
AUGCUUCUCAACGAAGUGAUCCCCCUUCUAGCCAAGUACUGGCCUCUCGUCCUCGCUUCCCUCGUCCUCGGCCAUUUAUUGAGCAACAAGUAUUGGAAAGGGCUGAACAAGUACCCGGGUCACUGGUUGGCAGGAUACACCAAUUGGUGGAGGUUCUACGAUGUCCUGGGGAGGAAACAUGAAUGGACAAUAUUACGUCUGCACAGGGAGCAUGGAGAUAUCGUUCGGUUAGGACCGAAUGUACUGUCGUUUGCGGAUCCCAAAGCCAUCAAGAUUAUAUAUGGACUGAAUAAAGGAAUGGUCAAGUCCGACUUCUACCCUGUCCAAAAUGCCGUUGCAAAAGGACGACGCUUGCAAUCCCUGUUCUCGACCACGGACGAGGACUACCAUGCGAAAUACAGGCGAUGCGUCAACAAUGCCUUUGCCAUGAGCUCGCUUGUCAACUAUGAACCGCUCGUCAGCUCGACGUUGAAGUUCUUCCUGGACAAGACCGAGCAGUGGUACGCGAAUACUGGCAGGGAAUGCGACUUUGCUCAAUGGCUGCAAUUCUUCGCCUUUGACGUUAUUGGCGAUCUGACCUGGAGCAAGCGUCUGGGGUUCAUCGAGGAGAAUAGGGAUGUUGAUGGUAUCAUCGCUUUUCUCAAGAAAUUCCUCAGUUACGCAGGACCGAUCGGCCAGAUACCAACUCUGGAUCUGUUUCUGGAGAAGAAUCCCAUCAGUCUGUUUGCGCAGCGCAUUGGACUUACCAAGACCGUCUUCCCCGUCACCGAGUUUGCACUCAAGCGCUCCAAUGAGCGCGCCGGAGAGAUUCAAAAGAUCAAGACGUAUGGACUUUCCGAAGGGAAUACGAACCCUCGCGGCGUCGACCUCCUCUCCAAGUUCGCACAGGCGGCGCACGAUCACCCGGAAUUCAUGACGGACAUGCAGAUCCUGGCUUCGUGCACCUCGAUGGUUUUCGCCGGCUCAGAGACGACCGCGAUCUCGUUAUCCAGCGUCUUCUACUUCCUGCUGAAACACCCACGCGUCUAUCAGAAACUGAUGCGAGAGAUCGACGACGCAGUCGCCAACGGCAUCAUCGAAGCUCGCGAGGAUAAGACGGUGUCGUGGUCCGAGUCCCAGAGACUCCCGUACCUCGACGCCGUCAUCCAGGAAUCGUUCCGGCUGCAUCCCGCCGCGGGCUUGAUCCUCGAGCGCAUCGUGCCGCCCCAGGGUAUGAACAUACUCGGGGAAUUCAUCCCGGGAGGUACGAUUGUGGGAUGCAAUGCGUGGGUCCUGCAUCGACGGCCGGAGGUGUUUGGCAGCGACGUCGAUGCGUUCCGGCCCGAGAGGUGGAUCGAGGCGUCGCCCGAGAAGCAGAGGGAGAUGAGGGGGACCAUGUUCCAGUUCGGAGCGGGAGCGCGGACCUGCAUCGGCAAGAAUGUCAGUCUGUUGGAGAUUUACAAGUUGGUGCCGAGUUUCCUGAGAAGGUUUGAGAUUGAAUUGGACCGCCCGGAUGCGGAGUGGAAGACGCAUAAUGCUUGGUUUGUAAGGCAGUCGGAGUUCAAGACGAGGUUUAGACGGAGGGAGUAG